Cladophialophora immunda is the source of this 1966-nucleotide messenger RNA. RefSeq lists its product as uncharacterized. Lineage: Eukaryota; Fungi; Ascomycota; Eurotiomycetes; Chaetothyriales; Herpotrichiellaceae. The record is from RefSeq and is a predicted model, not a curated record. The transcript has a single exon. Gene Ontology annotation, molecular function: RNA helicase activity; nucleic acid binding; ATP binding. Bases 147 to 1724 code for a protein of 525 amino acids.
CUUCAGCCUUACGCGGAGAGUUUUGUAGUCGGAAUGACACCGCGGAGGACGCUAUUCCCCAAAUGGAAGUUCCCGGCCAGUUGACGGCAUCUGCUCCGCCUACACAAAAAAACUCGAAGAAAUCAUUUUGACAUGCAAGUUUCGCCAUGCUACCCGGGAACAUUAUAGCCGAACGGCUCGAAUUACACUUGAACUCGGCAACUGAAGAGUCUAGCAGCGAAGAGGAUUUUCGAGAUUCUCCUCCAAAACGAAGACGAAUUUCGCAGGAGAGUGGUACACCUCCACGCGCCGCCGCCCAACGAGUCCCCGUAUCCAGAGUUAAAAGCACCGUCCUUCCAGAGAAGAAUGGGCCAUCGUCAGCGGCGCGACCUUCGAUCCCUACAACCUCUGCUACCUUUCAGUCACUUGCUGUGGCGCCAUGGCUGAUACAUUCUCUCGCCGCAAUGGCCAUAUCACGUCCCACCGAGAUUCAGCGAACAUGCAUACCUGAAAUUCUAAGAGGAAGAGAUUGCAUCGGAGGCUCGCGGACGGGCACUGGGAAAACUGUGGCCUUUGCAGUCCCUAUAUUACAAAAAUGGGCAGAGGAUCCCUUCGGUAUCUACGCUGUCAUUCUCACGCCCACGAGGGAGCUGGCGCUGCAAAUUUACGAACAGUUUCAAGCACUAGGGGCCCCGCAGAAUCUCAAGACAGUCCUGAUAACAGGCGGAUGUGACAUGAGGCCCCAGGCGGUUGCUCUAGCUAAGCGACCACACAUCGUCGUUGCAACACCGGGGAGACUGGCAGACCACAUUCUCAGCUCUGGCAAAGAAACUACCAUCGGGUUGUCUCGCGCAAAAGUGAUGGUCCUUGAUGAAGCCGACCGCUUGCUAGCCUCUGGACCGGGCUCCAUGCUUCCAGACCUCAACACCUGCCUAUCUGCUCUUCCUCCACCUUCGUCACGAUUAACCCUGCUAUUCACCGCGACAAUAACGUCAGAAGUUCGAGCGCUGAAGGAACUUCCGCGCCCACCAGACCGGCCUCCUAUUUUCAUCUCCGAAGUUGCAGACCUCUCGGACCCCUCACUCUCCUCCAGCCUUGUUCCGGCGACCCUCACACAAACAUACCUCCAGAUUCCCAUGACGCACAGAGACGCCUUUCUUCACGUCCUUCUGUCGGUUCCUUCGUUCAUUAAAACCCCUGAGCCCAGCAUCAUAGUCUUUGUCAACCGCACCAGCACUGCCGACGUCCUUCACCGAACCCUCCUCCAACUCUCUCAUCCUGUGACAGCACUGCACUCCGAACUCCCCCAGAGCCAACGAAACAGGAAUCUCUCCGACUUUCGCUCUCAGAAGUCGCGGAUUCUUAUAAGUACAGAUGUUGCAUCAAGAGGUCUUGAUAUUCCUGAGGUCAAUUUCGUGAUUAACUUUGAUGUCCCUCGGAAUCCGGUAGAUUACGUUCACCGGGUUGGGCGUACAGCUAGAGCGGGCAGGGAAGGCACGAGCAUCACAUUUGUUGGACAGAGAGAUGUCGCUCUGGUUCUAGCAAUUGAGGAGUACACAGGAAGUAAGAUGGUAGAGUGGGCUGAAGAGGGGGUAAACAUCGAGACACGUGUGGUGAAAGGCCGGACACUGAAGGACGUGGCCGAGGCGCGAAUGGAAGCUCUUCGGGAUGUCGAGAGCGGCAAGGACCUGAAAGGCUGGCGAAGGAAGAUCAAGAAGGAUAGGAAGCGAGCAGUUGCUCAAUAAUGGACAACCUCGAAGACACGCUUUUCGCCGGGCUUCAAUGGUGUCUUUUGUGGACUAUGAGUAUGCCCGCUAUGGUACAUUUGUGUCGAACAAUUACUAUCCGAGAUGUUAACGUCCAGCCUCGAGGUUCUUCUCCUCCGUUCUGCUCUCUUCCUAUUGCCUGUCUGCCAUCUGGCUCUUCAACGAUCGUGCAUUCAUACAUCAUUCCUCAAAACCUUCACAAUUGCAUACAUAAAGUGCGG